Linum trigynum is the source of this 4973-nucleotide messenger RNA. NCBI's taxonomy places the organism in Eukaryota, Viridiplantae, Streptophyta, Magnoliopsida, Malpighiales, Linaceae. The record is from the annotation of a GenBank genome assembly.
CCCCACUCGUCCAUUAUCACCAUCGUUUUCUCAUUUCCACCGAGAUAAUCAAAACAAAGCAGAGCGACAACAGUCGCGCACAGGGGAGCUCGGGGAAAAUUUCCUUAGCUCGAUUCUUGAGCUACACUGAUCCAAAAAUCCCGUAAGUAAUGCUUAAUUCAUCUAUACAUCGUGAUUUAUCGAUUUAGAGCUUUAAAACGAGUUUUUGGUUCAGGAAUUUCUUGAAUUCCCGAUAAGCCAAAUUAGGGUUUCGGAGUAUCCGGAAGCCGGAUUGAGCCCAAAUUUCAUAUACGAGCUUCCUGCAGCGAGGUAAUCAAUCCCCUAGUUCUAAUCCCUGAAUUUCGGCUAUUAAUUAGGCCGGGGUCCAAACUGCUGGAUUUAGCUCCGGCCAGGGUUUGAUGUGUUUUUAUCGAGAAUUUGACCCGGAGCCCAGAACUAAUAUUGACGGGGAUACUGCAGGGGAUAUUAGGACGGUCUCGGAUUUUAAUUCGGGGUUCGUUCGUGAAAUUGAUGUUUUAGUACCGGAGGCUAGAACCGGUGUUUGAACGACCAGAACUGGUGAGGGAUUAGCACGGCAUACCGGGUUUGUCGUAUCACGAUAAUUAUAUUGAUGCUCAGAAUUGACCUAGGUGAACUAGAAUGACAUGAUUAGGGGUGUAUGGACUUUUGUGCUAUAUGAUGAACCCUGGACUGUUGUAUGAUAUUAUUGAUUUGCCCUAGCCAAUAUGGACCUUGUUUAUGUUGAUGAUUGCAUACAUGUUGCCAUUUGUGACUUAACCGUUGAUAUGAAUUCAUGGUUGUUCGAUCAGGUGUUUUGAUAUGUGAUAUUGUGGUUGUAUUUGGAUUCACAAGUGGGGGAAAUAAACUUCCCAGGGUGAUAUUAUGAUGUUUAAAGAGAAUGACUUGCACGAGGGUUUAUCCCGAGGAAGUGCAAUUAUACGACUCCUGAUUUACCUAUGUUGAGCCAAUUAUGGCCAGGUCAAGUACAUGUGCAAGUAAUGAAUUAUGAUUAAGCAAGAUGAGAUAUGAAUCAUGUAUAAGGAUAUCAAAUAUGAGGGUUGUGGUCUCACGGUCAACUACAUAGUAAUUAGGGCUCCCUAUGCUAUUACUCUAUUAUGAUAUGUAUGAUAGUCACACCUCUCAUGUGGUGGUGACUGAAGAAUUCUUAUGAGAUAUGACCACACCCAGAGCGGUGUCGGGGUAUGACUACACCCAUAGUGGUGUGGGGUAUGUUGACCACAUCCGACGGGAUGUUGGGGUAUGUAUGACUACAUCCGACGGGAUGUGGGGUAUGUUUCCCGGGAGAGUUAUUAGCAUGGGAGUAGCCAGGCGCCUAUAAGUAAAACAUGAUAAGAUGCAUAUGCAUAAGUCAAGGUGGUUGAGUCUUUUGCUUAUUGGGAUAUGAGGAUGGCUGAGGUCCGAUCCUAGUGUUUUGGCUUGUUUGCUAGAUGUAUGGUAGUGGUAUGCUAUGUUAUGAACUCACGAUGCUAUGAUUAUCUCACUCAGCUAUGAGCUGACCCUCUUUUAUUCUUCUUCUCUGCUUAUGCUAUGUGUAAGCAGAUCAUCAUCAUCAGCAACAGUAGAUAGGUGUAUAGGUGGGAGCUGAGCAAGAGUUGAAGGCAAGAUGAGGUAUGGUCUUCAACCAUUCUGUGCUUGGACUACUACUCGGGAUUUUGGCCAGUGAUCCACACAUUUUUUGUAAAAAUGUUUUGAGAACGUUUUUCAUGUGCAUACUAGCUUCUGAUGUAGUGUGAGAUAUCCACAGGUGUGGAAAAUUGAUGAUAUGUGUAUAUGUUGUGUAACUGUGUAAGUUGUGACGAUUAUGGUAUGUAUAAGUUUGGUAUGCAGUUGUGUAGUAUGAAACUGUGACUAUGGCUAUGAAAAGCCAAUGCAUAUGGUUGUGAGUAUAUAUGUUUGUGAUGAAUUAUUUUGCAGGAUAAGUUGCAAGAACUGUUAGCCCAUUACGCGAGUAAUUCAUGUCGAAAUUUUAUUUAGGUAAAUUUUGAUAAUUAUUGUAACACCCGAGAUUAAUUCCGCUGCAGUUGUAUGAACAGUAUGAUUAGGCAAAACAUAUAGGGUAGGGUGUUACACCUAGCGCAUUCCCAGUUGAGCAGCAUCAUCAACUAACACGUCCUGCUACUGCUGAUCAUCCCGACCCCGCCAGUUAUCGUCGUCUGGUGGGUCGUCUUCUCUACUUGACCGUCACACGGCCAGACAUCACAUAUGGGGUCAACAUUCUCAGUCAGUUUGUUAAUUCUCCCACACGUGCUCAUAUGGAUGCGGCACAACGUAUCCUUCGCUAUCUCAAGAGUGCCCCUGGUCAAGGGUUGUUUUUUCCUUCUACUAAUUCUCUCUAUCUCACGGCAUAUUGUGAUGCAGAUUGGGGUGGUUGUCAAACCACGCGACGGUCGACUACUGGCUAUGUCAUUACACUAGGCGGUGUUCCGAUUUCCUGGCGCACGAAGAAACAACAGGUUGUCGCUCGCUCCUCGGCCGAAGCUGAAUAUCGCGCCAUGGCGCACACCGUCAGUAAAGUUCUCUGGUUACGCUGGCUGUUACAGGAACUCGGGGUGUCGAUACAUGGUGCCACACCUCUUUAUUGUGACAAUCAAGCUGCCUUGCACAUUGCAGCUAAUCCGGUUUUUCAUGAGCGCACCAAACAUGUCGAGAUGGAUUGCUAUUUUGUUCGUGAAAGGGUGCAGUCAGGCGACAUCAAACCCUUGAAGGUUAGCUCGCAUCUCCAACUUGCGGACAUGUUCACCAAGGGUCUCGGUGCUGAGCGUUUCCAUUUCUUGUUGUCCAAGCUGCACGUUCGGAAUCUCCACGCUGCAGCUUGCGGGGGAGUAUUGGGAUCGAGUCCGAAGCAUCAGUCCACUGGGCCCAUGAGGAAGCCCACGUCCGCCGCAGUCAUUGAAUCAACGUCCAAUUCUUGUGGAUUUUUCACUUGUCCUCAUUGUGUAACCCUAGAUGCAUGUGAUGAAGGGUAUAUAUGUGCUGUAAGGCCUUCGGCCAAAUCACAACAUUGAGAAAUAAGAUUACAGCCGGAGAGUUGAACUCUCCCGUGAACUAGUCCCGACAUUCGGGGAAACCACGUAAAACCUUGGUCUCUUGUGCAUUCGUUCAUUGAUCACAUCACUUUUAUUAGUGUGUAAUCGGGAUUCGAAUCAAAGAUUUCUCAAUUACAGAAUGCGCUAAUACCGAAUCUGCGGAUUGUAUUUAUUGGUGGUUUUCAAAGCCUGCGUCAAAGUAUAACCUAGAUCGGAGAAUGACGAUCGAAGAGGAGAGGAAAAUAAGGGGAGAGAUGCGAAGUGUCCUUUGAAACUUUGGACGUAUCUUUGUCGACGAGGGACAAGUGUUUGCAAAUCAAGCACCAAUAUUAGUGACGGCUGUCUCCAAGUUUCCAUUUCCCCACGUGUUGUUUCUUAACUGUUUUCUUUCUUCCCAUUACUGAAUUCUAUGUAACAUAUAUAUUUUAUUACUUAUUUAUUGUCAAAUUGAUUUUCGGUUUGAAUUUAGAGAACAAAGCCAUAUAUAUAUUUAUCAAAGUAAUAGAAUAAAAUAGAUUCACCCUGUUAAUUAAGUAAUAAAAUAAAAACUAGGCAAGCGAAAAUGAUGGUUGAUCGCCUCUAAAUUGUCAAGUAAUCAUUUUAAUUAAAUAAAUUAAUACUAAUUAAGUGGAGUAGUAUCAUUAAGGACAAUCCAAUUUCUUUGUUUCAUCCUUUCUUCUUCUUCUUCUUCCUUUCUAUUUUUUUUAUAAAAUCGUCCAUUGCGGGCAUUGACCAUCAUGAUAGCUAGGGGUGUACAUGGAUCGGGUGGUUCGGGUUUAGUCAUUUUAAUCAGUCGACCCAUGCAUUACAGUUUGGAAAAUAUCAAACCCAAAUCCACCCACAAAAAUUUUAACCCUACGGUUUGUUUCUAAUUGGGUUGGGUCGGGUUGGCGAUAUUUUUAAGUAAACCCCCAACCCAACAUAAAAUAUAUAAUUAUUCUAUGUCAUAAAAACAUUUUAUAACUAAUUAAAAUUUCAAACGAAUGAACCGAGGUGAAAGGUAUCAAAAUUCACAAAUGUUGUUUGAAUUUUAAUAAAAUGUGAUCUAUUUCAGCAUCUGUCUUGUUUUUUUCACAAUAUUUGUUGAAAUAGGCUAAAAAUGUUAUAAACAAACGCAUCCAUAAUAUGUUAUUCUAUUAAAAUUGUACACAAGAAAAAGGAUUACGUGAAUCAUAACUAUAUUCAAUUUAUGUCUAAAUAUUUUUUAGAUUCGAACUCAUACUAAUAGUUGCAACACGGGUUGGGUCGGGUUCUACGGGUUGUGUAAUCCAAAAUCCAAACCCAACCCCAAAAGAAGCGGGUUGUACAAAAGAAAACCCUCACCCAACUCAAAACCUUCGUUUUAGAGAUUUAUACGGGUGGGUUGGAUCGGGUUGUACGGAUGGGGUCAGUUUGCGGGUGUGUUUGUUCACCCCUAAUGAUAGCUAUGUGUCCUUCCAUUUAUAAGUAAAUAAAACGAGAAGAAAUGGAGAAACCGAAAAGCAAAUAAUUAAUAAUAGAGGGGGAGCAGGCAAACGGUCUAAUGAUGGUACUAUAUAUUUGUUAAUAAAGCAUAAUUAAAUAUAUGAUAAUUGAGUGAAGUCAACUAUUUGUCUACCUAUAUACCUGCAAAACUAAAUAGAUUAUCAGUACAGAAACUAUCAACUUAAUUAUUAUUAUCAUAAUUAAUUCUGCUGCUCUUUGUUUUUUUUUUUAAUGACGAGUCGUCGUUGUUGCCCCUCCAGCCUGAUCCUUUUUAUGUUUGUUAAUUAAUGGUUUGGAAAGGUAAUGGAGAACCAUUAAACUUUUGCCGACCAUUCACCGCGAUGGAUCGUACUAGAAUCCAACAAUUAUUGUUUAUUAAAGGAUUUACUCACGAGAGUAUAAUUGGUUUAGAGAGGUACAAAUAUGAAUCAUAUACAUUGUUAAUUAACAGUUAUUCUAUGA